Molecule: messenger RNA, 2247 nt
Organism: Oncorhynchus gorbuscha (pink salmon)
Lineage: Eukaryota; Metazoa; Chordata; Actinopteri; Salmoniformes; Salmonidae
Gene: rnft1
Product: ring finger protein, transmembrane 1
Exons: 9
Coding region: 135-1430 (431 amino acids)
Biological process (GO): positive regulation of ERAD pathway
Cellular component (GO): endoplasmic reticulum
Molecular function (GO): ubiquitin protein ligase activity
Source: RefSeq, a predicted model, not a curated record
CGCUGAUGCUGCCGCCUGUCGUAUUCAAGAUGUCUUCCAAACGAUAGGCUUAUGGCUUAGCUUGUUUUUAGAUCGUUUAUUUUAUUUACAUUUUUGGUUAAUUUUGCGUAUUAGAUGGAGAACGGUGGCUUAUCAUGAAACUCCGGACUCAGUAUGACAGGAGUGAUUCCAGAAGAACGUUGAAAUCGAGGGAAUCACCAACUGUGAUGCAACCUAACUCCAGCGAGGUAGGUGCCCAUCAGGCAGGAAAUGGCUUGUCCCUGACUAUACAGCCAGAGCUACUGACCAGGACACCAGCAGGGGCUACCGGGGGCUCUGUCAUCCCAGAGGCCAGUGAUGAAGUCCGGGUACCUAUUCUCUCCAGUGGGCCCGGGGAGCCCAGUGGAGGAGGAGGAGGGGCAUCAUCCCGUAGGUCCAGAGCCAGUUCCCGAACCAGUUCCCACUCCCAUUCACAUGGUGGGGGACACCAGCACUCUCACAGUGAGCCCAGUGAGACAGACCCAGCUGAUGCUGAUCUGGAGUCAGGGGAGCCCAGCACCUCGUUCUCAGAACUGCGCUACCUCUUCCGCUGGGUUCAGAAGAGUCUUCCUUUUAUAAUCAUCCUCGGUGCUAAACUAGUCAUCCAGCAUGCCCUAGGUCUAGCUGUUGGAGUUGGCUUGUUUACAACUUUUCUUUAUGCGAAUAAGAACAUUCAAACCCAAGUCUUUCUUCAGGAUCGUCGGUCAAAAAUAGAGUGCGUAUGGCUGCUCCUCUUCCUGGCGUCCUCCACACUUCUGCUUUACUACACAUUUCUCGCUGAGUCACUUUACUAUUGCCUAAUUUUCCUGAGCCCAGCUGUUGAACCCCUGGGUUUCUGGGAGGUCCUAUGGGCGGUGGGUGUCACCAACUUUAUGCUCAAGUUCUUCUUCAUGGGGUUCAAGUGCCUUAUCCUACUGCUACCAUCUAACCUGGUGACAUUCAGAGCCCAGGGGCGGUGGUACAUGCUGAUUGAAGAGGUGGGCCAGGUGUACCAGUCUGUGGCCCCCAUCCCCCUCUGGUUCCGCUACCUGAUCACCUACCAGGAGGUGGAUGGCAACACUGGCCUCACCCUGGGAGUCCUGCUGGCUCUGGUCUACUUCAUACUCAAGCUUUUAGGAUUGUAUGGACAGUGGGGGUCUUUCCAGAAAACUGUGAGGCUAUUUCUCAGUGGCGAGCACACGGGGGCAGCAGCCACCAGGAGCCAGUGCAGUGAGGCUGGGGACAUCUGUCCUAUCUGUCAGGCAGAAUACAGGAACCCUCGAGCCCUCCUGUGUCAGCAUAUUUUCUGUGACGAGUGCAUUGCUCUGUGGUUUAACCGGGAGAAGACGUGUCCACUCUGUCGCAUGGCCAUCACAGACAAGGUCCACAAGUGGAGGGACGGGGCCACCACACCUUACCUCCAGAUCUACUGACCGAAAGAGAUGAUGAAGGAAAGUGGAGAGCCUAUGACUUACGGACACUGUUUGCGAUGUGUGAAUGACAGUUGCAUUGACCGCAAUACUCCACUCCUCAUUGGCUUGUGAAGCUGAUGACCAUACUGUUCCUCCAUUCAUUAAGGGCUGUGCCCACUACUUGCCAACAUCAGUAAGGUCACAUAAAAUUUGUGAUUGGGAUGCAUUCAGCACCGUGGCAUGUUACUGCAACUCCCUCUCCGACCAUCACUUUUCUACACAACUGACUGAAGUUGGUUCUCUCUCUGCAUGGCCCCUUUUGCUGUUUUUAGUUGAUUUUAUUUUCAAACAUGUAUCUUUUCUUAUCAUGAUCUGAUUUAAUCAUGUUUUGUUUUGACGGCCAGCCUAGAAGAACAGAACAUUCCCUGACAGAGCUGUCAGGGAAUAGCCUGGUCCCAAAUCAGUUUGUGCUUUUUUGCCAGCUCCUACCUUUAUUGUCAAUGUCACAACAAUGACCAUAGAGGGCGGCAAGACAACACAAACAGAUCUGGCACCAGGCUAGUCAGGUAAUACCUGGAGGUUCCUUCUACUGGUAAAUAGGGGUGGGGUGAGGGAUAUUUAUAUUAUAGUAGUAUAACUAAAUGUACUCUCCUCGUUGGGAAGCAAUUACAAACACAAAGGUUGAUGAUAUUUAAAAGUUAUUCAUUUGGGGGGCUUCUUAUUUUCAGAUUAAGUCUGAUAUCUCUGCUUUUUAAGAUUUGUUUUCCAGAUGACAAAUAUGCAACACAACUGAUUGUUGUGGGAUUGGUUUGAUCCAUAAAUUAUUUUUCUAAAGUGA